This is a messenger RNA of Papaver somniferum (opium poppy), 1575 nucleotides long. Its product is annotated as 26S proteasome regulatory subunit 4 homolog A-like. The record is from RefSeq and is a predicted model, not a curated record. Gene Ontology annotation, molecular function: ATP binding; proteasome-activating activity; ATP hydrolysis activity. The transcript has a single exon. Gene Ontology annotation, biological process: proteasome-mediated ubiquitin-dependent protein catabolic process. Lineage: Eukaryota; Viridiplantae; Streptophyta; Magnoliopsida; Ranunculales; Papaveraceae. The coding region runs from base 34 to 1383 and encodes 449 amino acids. Gene Ontology annotation, cellular component: proteasome regulatory particle, base subcomplex.
UCUUCGUCUUCAAGAAACUUUACCUCGAGAAAGAUGGGUCAAGGAACACCAGGCGGAAUGAACAAACAGGGAGCAGAUCAGCAGGCACCAGGAGAUGGAAGAAACGAUGGUGCUGAUAACAAGAAAGGGAAGAAGCACUUUGAACCACCAACAAGAGUUGGUCGAAAACAGCGAAAACAAAAAGGAUCAGAAACAGCAACAAGAUUACCAGCAGUAACACCAUCAGCUAAAUGUAAACUUCGAUUAUUAAAACUUGAAAGGAUUAAAGACUAUUUGUUAAUGGAAGAAGAAUUUGUGAACAAUCAAGAGAGAUUGAAACCACAAGAAGAUAAGCAUGAAGAAGAGAGAUCUAAAGUUGAUGCGAUAAGAGGUACACCUAUGAAAGUUGGUAACCUCGAAGAAUUUGUUGAUGAGAAUCAUGUUAUUGUUUCUUCUGCUACUACGUCUGAUUCUUAUGUUGGGGUUAUGUCUUUUGUUGAUAAAGAUCAACUUGAACCUGGUUGUGCUGUUCUUAUGAAUAACCAGACUCACCAUGUUGUUGGGCUUCUUCAAGAUGAUGUUGACCCCAUGGUGUCUGUUAUGAAGGUGGAGAAGGCUCCAAUGGAAUCGUAUGCAGCCAUUGGUGGAUUAGAUGCACAGAUUCAGGAAAUUAAAGAGGCAGUUGAGCUUCCACUUACUCAUCCUGAGUUGUAUGAAGAUAUUGGUAUUAAACCUCCCAAGGGAGUCAUCCUUUAUGGAGAGCCUGGAACAGGAAAGACCUUGCUUGCUAAGGCAGUGGCCAACUCAACAUCAGCUACUUUCUUGCGUGUUACUGGAAGUGAAUUGAUCCAGAAGUACUUGGGAGAAGGUCCAAAGUUAGUCAGGGAACUUUUCAGGGUUGCUGAUGACCUUUCACCUUCCAUUGUCUUCAUUGAUGAAAUUGAUGCAGUUGGUACUAAAAGGUAUGAUGCACAUUCGGGAGGUGAGCGUGAGAUUCAGAGGACCAUGUUAGAGCUGCUGAACCAGUUGGAUGGUUUUGAUUCAAGAGGAGAUGUUAAGGUUAUUCUUGCAACAAACAGAAUUGAAAGUCUUGAUCCUGCCUUGCUAAGGCCUGGACGAAUAGAUAGGAAAAUUGAAUUCCCUCUUCCUGACACCAAAACAAGGAGACACAUUUUCCAGAUUCAUACUUCAAGGAUGACACUGGCAGAUGAUGUUGACUUGGAAGAGUUUGUGAUGACUAAGGAUGAGUUCUCUGGAGCUGAUAUCAAGGCUAUCUGUACUGAGGCAGGUUUGCUUGCCUUGAGAGAACGACGUAUGAAGGUGACACACCCAGACUUUAAGAAGGCAAAGGAGAAGGUUAUGUACAAGAAGAAAGAGGGAGUGCCUGAAGGACUUUACAUGUGAACAGCCCAGGGGAGAGCUUUUAGAUCCUUCAGAAUAUUUGCUUGUCAUUUCCUUGUUUAGAUUUUGUUUCCGUUAUAGGUAUAUUGUUUCUUUACUAUAUUAUUUAACUUCAUAAGAACAGUAGUUACAGUACUGCAAGUCCUGUAACCUCACCAUGGCUAUUUGAUCUUUGCAAUUUCUUUAUCGUCGGUU